Molecule: messenger RNA, 5163 nt
Organism: Galendromus occidentalis (western predatory mite)
Lineage: Eukaryota; Metazoa; Arthropoda; Arachnida; Mesostigmata; Phytoseiidae
Product: endoribonuclease Dicer
Exons: 9
Coding region: 1-5163 (1720 amino acids)
Biological process (GO): siRNA processing; pre-miRNA processing
Molecular function (GO): ribonuclease III activity; ATP binding; RNA binding
Source: RefSeq, a predicted model, not a curated record
AUGGUACCGGAAACCAUUGGCCACGUCAUCUGCGAAUGCAACGAAGCAUUCUUCGAGGAAGAGGAAAAAAUGAAACGACUGGGACUUGACAGAGAUCCCUCCUCGAGGAUGAUACGCUACACCAAGAGACUCCUACAGCGAACGAUCCUGCUAUUCCUGGAUAACUUGGGGGAGCUUCCGAAGAGCCAACAGAGGAAUGGUUUACUCCUAGUGCCGGAAAUGCUACUCGAUAGCGUCGCCGAUUUCCAAGGGCAGCCGAUUCCGAGCAUGGGCUCCUCGAUCAGGAAUGAUGUCGCGAUGGCGAGGAUCGAAAAGGAUUCUCUGCAACUCAUCGAGGAGCAAGCUCGCUCGUACCAGGUCGAACUAUUCGAGUACGCGAAGAAACACAACACCAUUGUCUGUCUGGGUACCGGCACGGGUAAAACUUUCAUCUCGGUCUUGUUGAUUAAAUACCUCGAACAUCAAGUCACAGGACCCUGGCUCGACGAGUCGGGCCGCACUCCUGUCGGGAAACGUACGAUUUUCCUCGCCCCGAACGUGCCGCUAGUUGAACAGCAGAGUGCCGUACUCGCCUGUCAUAUGACCGUCAAAGUAGGAACGUACGUCGGCUCUAUGAAUACGGACCGUUGGACCUCGGAGCACUGGAACAAGGAACUCCAGGAACACGGGGUCUUGGUAAUGACGCCCGAAGUUUGCCGGAUCGCAGUAGACCACGGCUUCAUCCCCUUGGAGAACAUCAAUUUGCUCGUUCUCGACGAGUGCCAUCGAGCCACCGGCGUGGAUCCAUACGUGAAGAUCAUGGAGAACUACAAGAAUCUGAACGCUAACGAUCGACCGAGAAUUCUCGGUCUGACCGCGUCCGUGGUGAACGCCCAAGUGAGUGCAAGGUUUCCAAGUCGCGAGAAAGUUCGGGAUCUAGAAGCGUGCCUGUUCUCUACCGCGAGGACAGCCAGCCACAACGUCGUGCGGUUCGGAACGAAACCCGUCGAGAUCAUAGUUUCCCACGAAGAUCACGACGCCGAGAAAGUCCUCCCCAUAGACGAGGAGAAAGUCGCCCUCUUGAAAGACUGUGCGGACUUCGCUGAAUUCAGGAAAAUGAUCAAGAACCUCGCCAAAACCUAUGUGUCCUGCGGCGCCUUCUGUGCCAAGCAGCUACUCGAGUUCAGAGAGCGUGAACUCGACAAAGCUCUUAAUCUUCCCGACUGUGCCGAGGGCUUCCGAGAUCACGCUCAUGUGAAACGCGACAUCUACAAGGCGCUCAAUGAUUUCUUCGGACCUAAACCUUCGAUUCACGAUGUGCCUCCAAAAAUGAAAACACUUCUUCAAAUAAUCAAGCAAUUCGAAGGCAAGACCCUGUCUGCCGUCGUCUUCGUGCAAGAACGUCUGGUGGCCUACGUCCUAUACAUCUGGAUGACACAUCUAUCGAGAGAAGACGAAUUCAGUUUCGUGAACUGUUCCUUCAUCGUCGGUCAGAACCAGGGCGCAUACGGUCGCGACGUGGAUCAGGAGAGCAUGAAAAUGAAUGCCAAAGCCCAAAAGAAGGUCAUGAGAGAUUUCCGCGGGGGGAUCUACAAUCUCAUGUUCGCGACAUCCGUCAUCGAAGAGGGAAUGGACGUGCCUGCGUGCAAUCUGAUCGUGCGAUUCGAUCCUCCGAUGGACGUCCGCUCGUACACGCAGUCGAAAGGCCGAGCGCGCGCGAAACCCUCGCUGUACGUUUUGCUCAGCUCCGAGAGUGAACUCGCUAAGACCAAGGCUCUCCUGGAUUCCUACCAAGAGACCGAGCAGCUCGUCAUGCAUUGUUGCGGGAUCGAGAGGAGCCCUCCCACGGCAUCGCAAAGCCUGGAGUUCUUGAAAGAGGACCCCGACCUUCCCCCGUAUGUCGUUGAGCACGCAAGAGCUCGGAUAACGGCGCAGAGUGCGAUCAGCGUCAUUCAUAGUUAUUGCCAGCAAUUCAUGCGGAUGAAGUACCCGAACGUUUUUCCGUUCUUCGACUUUGAAGAAACAGCCGGAGGCUACAUCUGCACACUCACUAUGCCGAUCGUGUGUCCCUUACGCGAGAAAGUUUCGAAUGCGACGCGUCCGUUCGAGAGCAAGGACAAGGCUAAAAUGUUCGUCGCGCUAGAAAUGUGCAAACGUCUGCAUGCCUGUGGCGAACUCUCUGAUAAUCUUCUGCCGCGUAGACGACUCAUCAACUUCUGCAAGCUCCCAACGAAGCGUGAAGACGUGAAAGCUUCGGAGGAACUCAGAGCCGUGAUGGUACUCAAUGGUGUGAAAAGUCAUCAGAAGAAACGCUACAUCCUUCCGCGGAAACAGGCUGCCAUCCUCGAACUGCGCGAAGAGAAUAUAGACUGCGAGCCCCGCGAUUCUUAUGAACUGUACGUGAUCAAGACCGAUGUCAUCGCGUUCGCGUCAAACCUACAGAACUGGCGGGGAGAGGAUCUCUUCGACCCUUCCAAGUAUCCGACCUGGCUCGCGAUCAUCAUGAGAUCCGGAAGUUCUGAGUUGCUCAGUGUACCGAAGUUCUCGAUCUUCACCAGAUCGGGUGAGGAACGAGUCUCGUUCAUAGAUGCGGGACCAAUCGGUCUUGAUGACAAGCUGAAGAAGCUCUGCACAAGAUUCAAUAGAUACGCUUUCCACGUGGUUUUGGAAACUAUCGACGAAAUGGUGGACCUCGCGACGAAUUUCCAUACUCCCUGUCUGGUUCCCGUGAAAGAGGUCGACAACGGCGGGACUUUCGAACUGGACAUGGAUGUCCUCCUCGCUCUCGGCCCGGCAAAACUUCCUGACUUCGAGAAUUUCGUGUUCAAAGAGGAAGAUUAUGAGGAUGCCGUGGUCGAGCUCCUCUAUCACAUAGAUGAGAAUCAAAAGAAACUUAGCAGGGACGCACACACGAAAGUUCCUCAAGAUAUCUAUCGUCGAUUCUACGUCACGAAACCCAUCGCCACGAACGAGAAAGGCGUAGCCCUGACCCCUGAAACCACAGGAUACUACGGAUUCAACAAAUCCAUGAGUUUCGCCGACUAUGCCCUCCGGAAGACCCUGCGAGCGGGCCCAUCGAAAUUACUGAAGGCACACCAGCCCGUGUUGACCGUGGAACACGCACAUAAAAGAUUGCAGAUGUUGUACUCCCGCUUCGAAAAUCAACAGGAACGUCGACAGAACUAUGUCAGUGAUUUCGGAACGAAAUAUCUUCUCCCGCAGUUCUGUGCCGUGCACUCGAUUAAAGCAAGUCUCUGGCGGAAGAUUUGUUCGAUUCCGUCGAUCCUCUAUCGGUUGAACCGACUCCUCACAGCUGAAACUAUCAGGCAUGAAAUCUCCGUCGCGUGUCGCCUGAAACAGCCACCGACCCCGUCCCCCGAGAAAUGGUCGCCGAUGGAGUUCAAACGUGGCGUCAAAGAGAAACUGAUUGAAACCCCUGCCAGGGAGUUCGGUGCUCUCGUUCGUCAGUGUCAACAGGAUUUCGAUGCGUCAAAUCUGCGAAUUCCUGACGUGAGUCAACCGGAUCUAAGGAACUGUUUGGGGCCGUCACCUUGUGACAUCAUGAAAGCUUUAACCACGAAAGCUUCUCAAGAAGUUUUCGAUCUCGAACGUCUCGAGCUACUGGGCGACUCGUUUCUGCAAAUCGUAGCCACAUUCUCCGUUCUGGAUAGGAAUCCAAACAUGAGCAUCAGCGAGCUGAACGUUCUCCGCCAAUACGAAGUCAACAAUCGACAUCUGUUGUGCCGGGCUCACGACAAAAAACUGACGAGUGUCCUCGAAGCUUAUCCCUUCAAGGCGACGCACAACUUUUUACCGCUUGGAUGCAGACCCAUUCCUCAUGAGGAAAAACUGCUCCGGCGUGACAUUCUGUGCCUAUUGGUGCAAUGUUUCGACUACGAUGAGGAUCUCACACCGAAAUUGAAGAAUUUGCGUCACUGCAAGUUCAUCCGCCGACUUCUCGAGAAAUUCGCGAGAGAACAACCGAGUAACCUCCAGGAAAUGGCAAGUUUUGAAUUUCUUUUUCAGGCAAAAUACGCGUUCCUUCAGGACGACCAGUUGCCAUUACGCCACGACGUUCCGGUGAGGUCGUUCCACGAUUUCAAGGCGAAGGUUGGGGGUGACGUCGUCGAAGCGUUAGCCGGCACCUACCUCGAGCAAUGCGGCCCUAUCGGUGCGCUCCGAUUUUUCCGGUGGAUUGGUAUGGAUCUCGGGGAUACGGAGAGCAACAACUUCCUCGAUGCGUUCAAGCUUGACUUCAGCGCUGCACAGAACAUUCCCGCUGAAUGCUUGAAAUCCUACCAAUAUCUCAUCGAGAAGGUCGAAAAACAAAUCGACUUCACUUUCAAAAGUAAAGGUCUCGUCCUGCAAGCGAUCACCCACCACUCCUGCAGAGACCAUUUGCUGACCGAGGAUUACAACAGAUUAGCUUUCAUCGGUGAAGCUGUCGCGGACUAUCUUCUUACGUUAUACAUCUAUGGACUGAGUUCGAACCUUGAUCCGGGCCAGCUUAGCGACCUCAGAUCCGCCCUGAUAAACAAUCAAGUCACGGCUUACGCGGUCGUCCGCGCCGAACUGCACACAGUCCUCCUCUACACAAACAGCAAGCUCUUCUCGGCCAUCAGGAAGUACUUGGAGAAUAUCGACGACAUCGGUCUACGACUGAACACAGUGCUCGGGGAUUGGGAGACCGACGACGCCGAGGAAGCCGAAGUCCCGAGACCCCUCGCAAGGAUUCUGCAGUCCAUCCUCGGUGCCGUUUUCAUCGACUCUGGGAAGAGCUUCGAAAGCGUUUGGCGCAUACUCGUCAGAAUAAUGGGUCACGAGAUCGCCCUGUUCUCGAGAAAUGUGCCCAUCCCGCCAACCACUGAGCUCUGCAAGAAGUUCCCUGGAACGGUCUUCAGUAAGGCCGUGCCCAUACUUGAAGACGAAGGGAAAUUCGAAGUAAAAUUAACCGUGAGCAGGAACGGGAAAACCGAAACCUAUUCCCAAAUAGCAGAAAACAAGAAAAUCGCGAAAACCACGCUAGCCAAGAGGUAUCUCAGGAAGGUGGAGCGCGAGAAGAAACUCGAAGAGAUAGAGGAGCUGAAGAGGGCUCAUGUGACGCAUGAGAGUGUACAUACAUUGAGUGACGUACUCUUGAAUUCUGAGGUUCAGAAGUCGAAGUUCUACAGAACCAGGAGAUGA